This is a messenger RNA of Numida meleagris (helmeted guineafowl), 1866 nucleotides long. It is a transcript of the gene PLPP5, whose product is annotated as phospholipid phosphatase 5. Bases 54 to 779 code for a protein of 241 amino acids. Gene Ontology annotation, biological process: phospholipid metabolic process. The record is from RefSeq and is a predicted model, not a curated record. NCBI's taxonomy places the organism in Eukaryota, Metazoa, Chordata, Aves, Galliformes, Numididae. The transcript is spliced from 6 exons. Gene Ontology annotation, molecular function: phosphatidate phosphatase activity.
GUCCCCUCCCGGCCCCGCGGGUGCCCGCAGCCGUGCGUUCCCUCCGCAGGGUGAUGGAGCUGCUGCCGCCCUUCCAGCGCGUCGUGCAGCCCGAGGAGAUGUGGCUCUACCGCAACCCCUACGUGGAGGCGGAUCGCGUUCCCACAGCGCCGAUGUUCUUGAUCGCGUUCCUGUCUCCAGUGCUGCUGAUCGUCCUGGCCAGGCUGUUCCUGGGCGCUGACCAUGAGGACACGCGGGAGGCCGGCCUGGCUGCCAGCCUUGCUCUCGUCCUCAACGGGGUCUUCACCAACGCCCUGAAGCUCAUGGUGGGCAGGCCACGGCCAGACUUCUUCUAUCGCUGCUUCCCGGACGGGCAAGUGAAUGCGGAGCUGGCCUGCACGGGUGACCCCGGCGUGGUGGCUGAGGGACGCAAAAGCUUUCCCAGUGGGCACGCCUCGUUUGCCUUUGCUGGCCUCGCUUUCUGUGCCUUCUACCUGGCCGGGAAGCUGCACUGCUUUGCUCCUGGCCGGCGAGGCUCAGCGCUGCGGCUCUGCGCCUUCCUCCUCCCCCUGUUCAUCGCCACGCUCAUCGCCGUGUCCCGCACCUGUGACUACAAGCACCACUGGCAAGAUGUGCUGGUUGGCUCGGCAAUGGGCUUCGUGCUGGCGUACCUCUGCUACAGGCAGUACUACCCUCCUCUGAUGGACUCUGCGUGCCACAAACCAUUUCUGUCUAUAUCUAAGCAACUGCCAACGCACCAAGAAAAGCCUGCAACUUCCAGCUUUCACCUGGACAUUUAGUGACAGGCUGCGUCCUGCUGGCACCUUUCCUUCUGCACCUUGAGCCUCAGGGCAGGGAAGGCUGGCCAUGGCCCACAGGACGUGUCUCAGGUGGUAAGUUAUCCUGCUCAGUGGGUGUGUGGCUUCAUUUCAGUGAGUUCUGCAGGUGUCCCUUCCUUUGGACCUGCUGGGAAGCGAGCUGAGCUUCAGCACAUGAGCCUGCAGGACAGCCCGGCUUCAGAAGGUCCUGAACUGGAAAAAUGUGACGAUGUGGUGUGCCACGGCUGGGGGGUGUCCUUGGCUCUGGUCCACAACAAAGCACAGUCAGAGGUCUCCCUUCAGUGCGGCUGAGCUGCCCCAUCCCUUCCCAUGGGAAGCGUGUGUCGAAGUGAAGGGCAGGGCCUGUUUUGGUGCCAGGGCUAAGGGCAUCUCAUCAGUCGGAGCUGAACUAAUUUGGAGUAAUGAAGGCAAGGCUACAGCCUUUCACCGUGGAUUAAGCGGGGGAGACUUAGACGCAACUAGCGUGAUUGUUAUUUGUAUUAUUGUGCUGGCUCUUUUUUUUUUUCCCCUUAAUUUGGCAAAUAAAGGAAUUUGAAUUUUAAAUGAGCUGUGGUGCCAAAAACUUCCUUCAGUGGCUGGGUCUGUGAACCCUGUAAGCCAGUUCACCUUGGUAUGUCUGCACAGGUUCCUAGGCAGGUGCUUAUUUGCUGUCUUUUUCCUUGCCGCUUGAGUGUGGUUGUAAGGAGAAAUGUAAGCACGGCUUUGUGGCAGCACUGCUGUAGGUAGCCAUGGGAGAAUUCUUUGCUGUGUGUGUGCAAACUGCAAGGUGAGACCAGCAGAGCGAGAGAGGUGUGCCUCUACCUCUCUCAAGCUCAGGAAGCAACAGUAAUGAAACCACCAGCCCCGUGUCAUCAGUUUGGGCCACAUCAGCCCCGUGUGACCCUGCACCCGUAGUAGAACUUAAAGACGUUGCUUUUCUUUCCCUUCAGAUCACACAAAUGUAAAUUCUUUGACCUGCUCCUCUCCCUCUCCUCCAAACGCAUCACAGUCAUCUGUUUAUUUGUUUUGGCUUUUACUGGAAAAGACAUUAAAUAACAUUUAAAACUUA